Dibothriocephalus latus is the source of this 1239-nucleotide messenger RNA. NCBI's taxonomy places the organism in Eukaryota, Metazoa, Platyhelminthes, Cestoda, Diphyllobothriidea, Diphyllobothriidae. The record is from the annotation of a GenBank genome assembly.
CAUCCGCAGCCUACGGUCAGCUGGGUUCAUAACGAUAAGCCGGUGCCCUCGAAUGAUCCACGCGUGAAUCAACCUAUCGAGCCAGCCGCCCGUCCAGCUCAGCCUCUACUAGGUGGGCCCUUGGAGGAGUCACCUGGCGGUACUUCCGUUUUCAAGGUGCCAAAGGCAUCGCGCGCCGACUCUGGAACUUACCAGGUCAUCAUUAAAAAUGACCUGGGUCAGGCUACAUCCUCCUGCAAAGUUAUUGUCCAGGAUGUACCCGCAGCUCCAACCGGUCCGCUAGAAGCGAGCGAUGUGAAAGCUGAUGAGAUAACUCUCGAAUGGAAGGCCCCCGAAGAUGACGGCAACGAGCCCAUCACAAAUUACGUUCUGGAGAAACGUCCAAAGGGAGCAACUGAGUGGCAGAAAGUCAGCGCUUUCCUUACAACUCCCUCGGCCACAGUUCGAGGUCUGGAGGAAGGCAAAGAAUACGAAUUCCGUGUGAUGGCCGAAAACGCCAUGGGACUAAGUGAGCCUCUGAUGACCAGCAAGCCUAUUAAGGCCAAGCAUCCAUUUGAUCCCCCGAGUGGCAUGGAUAAACCCAACGUUGACACAACUACUGAGGACUCCGUUUCACUGUCAUGGGAGCCUCCAAGGAAGGGUCCGGUCUCCGGAUACAUAGUCGAAAAGCGACCGAAAGGGGAGAAGACUUGGAGCAAGGCAAAUCCAGGCACAAUAACCGGAAACUCUUACACCGUAAAGGGUCUUCCUACAGGCAAAGAAUUCCAGUUUCGCAUUGUGCCAAUCAAUGCAGCCGGUGAGGGUGAGCCCAGUGAGCCCACGGAUGUCGUGAAGGUGCAGAAGCCCCCGACUGCUCCAAAGAUCUUGGACGUAAAGAAGGACAUCACGGCUAAAGAGGGAGAGCCCUUCAAGAUCGUUGUUCCCUACAUGGGCACACCACCGGAUUCAGUUACCUUGACGAAGGACGGCAAACCGGUGCCAUUGCCGAGUGAUCGUUUCGAUGUUCAGAUAACCCCCGACGAAGUUAUCAUCACCGACAAGAAGGCAGAGAAGGACGACAGCGGACGGUUCGAGGUGGCAUUAGAGAACGAGAAGGGUAAGGAUCAGGUGGCAGUUCAGGUGGAUGUCAAGGGUCCACCUUCCAGUCCUUCUGGCCCUCUCGAAAUCUCCAACGUGACUGCUGAUUCAUGCACCUUGAAAUGGAAUCCACCAAAGGUGAGCAAAUCAGCUAUGUUAGAG